AUGAUAUGGCCCAAGCAAAAAACAAACUUGAAAGUGAAAGCUGUAGAAGUUGGCCAGACAGGCACCCCAAUGGCUGCUACAAUCUGUGUUAGACAAGGAAUACCUGGACCGACACCAGAAGAGGUUUUCAGAAUUUUGUAUGCUUUACCAGAAGAUGUAGAAGAUUCAGAUAUCGAUGCUGACUCUGAUGAUGAUUCUGAAUCACCAAAUACCUCUCAGAUUUUGGACGAAAAUAGUGAUAACGUUAUUGUUUCAAAUGAAGACAACUGUUUCAAUCUGACAAUAGACACUAGUGAAAUUGGGAACAUGUCUCCUUGUCAAGCAAGUGUAUCCGAUUCAACCCCAGAAACAGCUGCUGCAACAUUUUCUUCUAGUGAAAAAAUGUGGAAUGAGAAUAUUUACUAUUUUGAAAAUCGUCCACUGAAAUUAGAAGAAACCGCAGAAAAUAUUGCAAAUUUCUCAAAGUCUGAUAAAGAAAUAAAAUAUUUCGAGUCUAUAUUUACAGAAGAGCUGUUGCUUCAUAUUUGCAAUCAGACGAACUUAUAUGCAAGGCAGGAAAGGUGUGUUGUGAAGGCAGGGAAGAAAACAACCAAAGUAUCUUCCAACUGGCAGGACAUUACUGUUCCUGAGCUAAAAGCUUUUUUGGGAAUGCUUAUUUUGAUGGGUGUUCAUCAGCUUCCACAACUCGGAAAUUAUUGGAGCAGUGAUCCUAUUCUUGGAGUAACUGCUAUCUCAUUGGUCAUGGCAAAGCUUCGAGACAAAAAAAUUGUUGAGAACCUGCAUUGCAAUGACAACAGCACGCGUGUCAAAAAAGAGAAGCCGGGUUAUGACAAGUUACACAAAAUUCGACCUGUCAUCAGAGUAAUAUCAAAUAAGCUUUGUAAAGUCUACGAACCAUCUUCUGUUUUAGCAGUAGACGAAUGUAUGGUGGCCUUCAAAGGACGGUCAACACUCAAACAAUAUAUGCCAAUGAAACCAGUGAAGCGUGGAUAUAAAGUGUGGUGCUUAGCUGAUGCUAGUCCUCGGUUCAUCAUAAAUUUCGACAUCUACAUUGGAAAAAGAGAUACAAAUGAUACAUCCGAAUUUACUUUGGGUGAAGAAGUUGUGCUUACUCUAACAAAGGCAAUGGAUGACAGCAAAAGGCUGGUAGCUUUUGACAAUUAUUUUACAACAGUAUGA
Molecule: messenger RNA, 1179 nt
Organism: Schistocerca americana (American grasshopper)
Lineage: Eukaryota; Metazoa; Arthropoda; Insecta; Orthoptera; Acrididae
Product: piggyBac transposable element-derived protein 4-like
Exons: 2
Coding region: 1-1179 (392 amino acids)
Source: RefSeq, a predicted model, not a curated record